GCCCGCACCGCCUGCGGGCGCACCCACUGCGCCGGCACCGCCAGUGCCCGCGCCACCGCCGGACAGCUGCGCUCGGACCCGGCAGCUCACCCAGCAGGAGCCACUAUGUCACCAUUUCUUCGAAUUGGUUUGUCCAACUUUGACUGCGGGUCCUGCCAGCCAUGUCAAGGAGAGGCCGUUAACCCUUACUGCGCUGUGCUGGUCAAGGAGUAUGUUGAAUCAGAGAAUGGGCAGAUGUACAUCCAGAAAAAGCCAACCAUGUACCCACCCUGGGACAGCACUUUUGACGCCCAUAUCAACAAGGGAAGAGUAAUGCAGAUCAUCGUGAAGGGCAAAAAUGUGGACCUAAUAUCUGAAACUACUGUCGAGCUCUACUCCCUGGCUGAGAGAUGCAGGAAGAACAACGGGAGGACAGAAAUAUGGUUAGAGCUGAAACCUCAAGGCCGAAUGCUAAUGAACGCAAGAUACUUCUUGGAAAUGAGUGACACAAAGGACAUGAGUGAAUUUGAGGCUGAAGGCUUCUUUGCUUUGCAUCACCGUCGAGGAGCCAUCAAACAGGCCAAAGUCCAUCAUGUCAAGUGCCAUGAGUUCACCGCCACCUUUUUCCCACAGCCCACGUUUUGCUCCGUCUGCCAUGAGUUUGUCUGGGGUCUGAACAAACAGGGCUACCAGUGUCGACAAUGUAAUGCAGCAAUUCACAAGAAGUGUAUUGAUAAAGUUAUAGCCAAGUGCACAGGAUCAGCUGUCAAUAGCCGAGAAACCAUGUUCCACAAGGAGAGGUUCAAAAUUGACAUGCCGCAUAGAUUUAAAGUCUACAAUUACAAAAGCCCAACGUUCUGUGAGCACUGCGGGACCCUGCUAUGGGGCCUGGCCAGGCAAGGGCUGAAGUGUGACGCAUGUGGCAUGAACGUGCAUCACCGAUGCCAGACAAAGGUGGCCAACCUAUGUGGCAUAAACCAGAAGCUGAUGGCCGAAGCACUGGCAAUGAUUGAGAGCACCCAACAGGCUCGCUGCUUAAGAGAUACUGAACACAUCUACAGAGAAGGUCCGGUUGAAAUUGGUCCCCCAUGCUCCAUAAAAGGUGAAGCAAGGCUGCCCUAUGUACUGGCAUCAGGGAAACGAGAGCCUCAGGGAAUCUCCUGGGAGUCUCCCUUGGAUGAGAUGGAGAAAAUAUGCCAUCAUCCGGAACCUGAGCCAAACGUAGAAAGACCAUCUCUACAUAUGAAGUUAAAAAUCGAGGAUUUUAUCUUGCACAAAAUGUUGGGGAAAGGAAGUUUUGGCAAGGUCUUUCUAGCAGAGUUCAAGAACACCAAUCAAUUUUUUGCAAUCAAAGCCCUAAAGAAAGACGUGGUUUUGAUGGACGACGAUGUUGAGUGUACAAUGGUAGAGAAGAGAGUUCUCUCCUUGGCCUGGGAGCAUCCAUUCCUAACGCACAUGUUCUGUACGUUCCAGACCAAGGAAAACCUCUUUUUUGUGAUGGAAUUUCUCAAUGGAGGAGACUUGAUGUACCACAUCCAGAGCUGCCACAAGUUUGACCUUCCCAGAGCCACGUUUUAUGCUGCUGAAAUCAUUCUUGGUCUGCAGUUCCUCCAUUCCAAAGGCAUUGUCUACAGGGAUCUGAAGCUAGAUAAUAUCCUGCUAGACAAAGAUGGGCAUAUCAAGAUCGCGGACUUCGGAAUGUGCAAGGAGAACAUGUUAGGAGAUGCCAAGACGAACACUUUCUGCGGGACCCCUGACUACAUCGCCCCGGAGAUCUUGCUGGGUCAGAAAUACAACCAUUCUGUUGACUGGUGGUCCUUUGGUGUCCUCCUCUAUGAAAUGCUAAUUGGUCAGUCACCUUUCCACGGGCAAGAUGAAGAAGAGCUCUUCCACUCCAUCCGCAUGGACAACCCCUUUUACCCCCGAUGGCUGGAGAGGGAGGCUAAGGACCUUUUAGUGAAGCUUUUUGUGAGGGAGCCAGAAAAGAGGCUGGGAGUGAGGGGAGACAUCCGCCAGCACCCUUUGUUUCGGGAGAUCAAUUGGGAAGAACUUGAAAGAAAGGAGAUUGACCCACCGUUCAGGCCUAAAGUGAAAUCACCAUAUGACUGCAGCAAUUUUGAUAAGGAAUUCUUAAAUGAGAAACCCCGGCUGUCAUUCGCGGACAGAGCACUGAUUAACAGUAUGGACCAGAACAUGUUCAGAAACUUUUCUUUCAUUAACCCGGGGAUGGAGACGCUGAUAUCCUGAAUCCCAUCUUCAGACACACGGAGGGAUUUGCCUUCUCUCUGUGAACUGGUUCGAGUGACACUCCUUGGGUUCCUUUUCAACUUGGGAAAGAAAAGAAACACUCAACAACAAAGGCUGAGGCCUUUCAGCUCCCCACUGACUUUGCAUCUGUAGCAGAAACCAACUCAACUUCACUAAUGACACCACCUUUGGUUUCUCUGAUCUUUCACAGCUAUUCUUGAAGUUAGGUCAUGACUAACCAUAGUUAUUUACUUGAAAGAUGGCUCUUCGCACUGGGAAAUAUGUGAAAACUUAAUUCUGCUCUAUAUGAUGGCUCUUCACUUGUGCAUCAACUGCUGAUCAAUGAAAUACCUGAUGACUCAAGGAGCAAAGUGAGAACAAAUGUCUCAAGACUAAAACAGCAUGUUGCCUGGUGUAGUAAUGGAUUUCAUUCAAGUGCAGACAAGUAAUCACUAACCCAUUUUAUUCUAUGUACACCUGUGGAAGUGUGUGUGUGG
Myotis davidii is the source of this 2723-nucleotide messenger RNA. RefSeq names its product protein kinase C theta (gene PRKCQ). Gene Ontology annotation, molecular function: diacylglycerol-dependent serine/threonine kinase activity; ATP binding. Gene Ontology annotation, biological process: protein phosphorylation. The transcript has 18 exons. Lineage: Eukaryota; Metazoa; Chordata; Mammalia; Chiroptera; Vespertilionidae. The coding region runs from base 106 to 2226 and encodes 706 amino acids. The record is from RefSeq and is a predicted model, not a curated record.